Molecule: messenger RNA, 2536 nt
Organism: Sinocyclocheilus anshuiensis
Lineage: Eukaryota; Metazoa; Chordata; Actinopteri; Cypriniformes; Cyprinidae
Product: mitochondrial dicarboxylate carrier-like
Exons: 10
Coding region: 407-1066 (219 amino acids)
Source: RefSeq, a predicted model, not a curated record
UAAAGUGACAGUGCAGUGAUUUAGCGAACUCUAUCCAGUAUCUCAGCGGCUACUGUCUCUUUAAGAGUCCAGUGCUCGCUCUCAAUGAACGCCGAGCAGUCAGAUGCAUGUUUCUCUCUUUUUGUGUGUAUUGUAAUGCGUGUGUGUCAAUAGGAGGUGGAUCUGGCGCACCGGGAGGCCGUUCCAGGUUCCGCGCGAGCAAUUGGCUGCUCGUGAACUUUGUUUGUCUGUGCGCCCCGAUCACGCACGCCACGCACUCGAGAUGUCUCGUGCUCUUCGGGGUCACCGGUGCGCUCGCGACCUCGUGGAAGAUUAGCGAGAUCAUCCACACACUCUGUCCGCAGUGCGCAGUGCGCAACGCGCAGCUCAGAAUCGAACCAGAGAGAGAUUAACGGUAACCGGAGAGAUGGCGGAGAAGCGGAUGUCGCGCUGGUACUUCGGUGGGAUCGCGUCGUGCGGAGCCGCCUGCUGCACGCACCCGCUGGACCUGGUCAAGUUUCACAAAGACGAUGUUUUUGUGUUUUGCUUUGGCUUCACCGGCGGCUUCAUCGGGACUCCAGCGGAUAUGGUUAACGUUCGGAUGCAGAACGAUAUGAAGCUUCCUGCAGAGCAGAGGAGAAACUAUAAACACGCGCUGGACGGACUCUUCCGGGUCUGGCGGGAAGAGGGAACCAGGAAGUUGUUCUCAGGAGCCACUAUGGCAUCCAGCAGAGGAGCCCUGGUCACUGUCGGACAGCUGGCGUGUUAUGAUCAGUCCAAGCAGCUGGUGUUGGGCACAGGACUCAUGGGAGAUAAUAUACUCACACACUUCCUGUCCAGCUUCAUCGCUGGAGGUUGUGCGACGUUCCUCUGCCAGCCGCUGGAUGUAAUAAAGACGAGAUUAAUGAACUCUAAAGGAGAAUACAGAGGUGUGAUUCACUGCCUGACUGAAACUGCCAAACUGGGACCCCUAGCCUUCUACAAGGGUUUAGUUCCGGCCGGGAUCCGCUUGAUUCCUCACACGGUCCUGACCUUCGUCUUCCUGGAGCAGCUGAGGAAAUACUUCGGCAUCCGCGUGGUCAGCUGAACUUUGACCUCUUGACCCUUUCCCUUUGGCCUCCUCUUGAAGCUGCUCUCACUUCCACAAUAUUAUUUCUGGAAAAUCUCACAUUACACAGUCAUAACCAACUCCACAAUGCAGCCGGACCAACAUAACGAAAGAUGAUUCCUCACUAUCCCGAGUGCCAACCCGUCAUAACGCUCAUCUGACAGGAGAGCGGGAUCUUCUGGGAAUAAAUGACUGUACGCUCAUCUCUUCAGGGUGAGCUUUAGAUUAUAGAUGUUAUCUAUCAGGAUAGAUAUGGGUUUUUUUUUUGUUAAUGAUAUGAUGCUUCUGAUUUUAUUUUAUUUUUUAUGCUGUUCUUAAAUCCUUCUUCUUUUGCAACGUGAUGAGACGUUUUAAAGAGUUCAGUCAUUAUAUCAUAACUUACUCACCUGUAUGUUGUUCCAAACCUGUACAAUGUUCUUUAUGCUCAGCAUCUGUUUUGUUUUCCUCUGAAUAGUCACUCUUUCCAUUUAUUAACGUGUUUUGUUAGGGUGAGUGAAAUUAUGACAGAAUUUUCAUUUUCGCUGAACUGUUCCUUUAAGACACAAACAAAACGGUCCAUAUUGCUUUAAGGUUUUUAAACGGUUGCAUUCAGUCUGUAUGUAUUGUGCUAAACUGUUUUAAUGUACAAAUUCUGUGUUUUCGACUGGUUGCUGGGUUCGAUUGACACUUGACAGAAGGGUCAGGGGUCACAGAAAAGCUAUGAGGGGACAGAAUUAUACCAAGUUUUACUUUUAUAACCAAAUUGUGAAGCAUCACAGAAGAAAAUAAAACCAGAAACAACUGACUGAUGGGGACCCAGCUGUGUAUCUGCAAUGUGAAAGACGAGUCAAACUUCUGCACUUAGUGCUAUGCUUUCAGUUUUCAUUAUAUUCCUGUUCUUUUUGUAAUAUUUCUGCUGGAAAACUUACGAUCGGCACGGAUCUGUGACUGAAAUAUUGUCAGAUCUACUGUAGUUUCUGCAAAUGUGCAUGUAGUUGUUUUAGUGUUGAGGUAAUGGGGGCGUUUAGUGAAAAAGUUGCACAAAAUACUUGUAGUAAUUCAGUUUUGUGCUUUGGUCCCGAGAAUAUCCGGACUUAUCCUAAACUAAGCGUAUAAUAACACAACAAUUAUCUCAAAUUUACUUUAAACUUAAUAUUUUAGAUUGCGUUGGUAUAUGACCAUAUUGGUAUAUGCUUAAAAAAGGGCUUUUUAAAUGAUUUUACACUAAGAAUGAACACUGGAGAAGCCUUAUCUAUUGGUGUCCAGCAGAGCCGCUUGUGUGCAUCGAGGGUUUGCAAGCGAGUUUAUGUGGGUGCUAACAGUUUGUUUGCUUGUUUGUUUUUCUAAAAAAAUUUUGUAAUUUAGGGUUUGAAAAUGGAGGGUUGAACUGGUUGUUGUCAAUGUUGUCUCAUCAGAACGGUAUUUUGUCUGAAAUGGAAAUGUAUGGAAAUAAAUGUACUAACACAAGAA